Messenger RNA from Podospora anserina S mat+, 1494 nucleotides. RefSeq lists its product as uncharacterized. NCBI's taxonomy places the organism in Eukaryota, Fungi, Ascomycota, Sordariomycetes, Sordariales, Podosporaceae. The record is from RefSeq and is a predicted model, not a curated record. The transcript has a single exon. The coding region runs from base 1 to 1494 and encodes 497 amino acids.
AUGUUGUCUUGUAUUUGCUACCUUCUCCCUAUUCUUGCGUCAAUAAUACGCAAAUUGCUUGUCUGUCUGCUUUACUUUGUCGAACUUCAAAAGAGAGGUCGACCCACCGCGUUGCCCUUCACCAAGCUUCAGCCAAGACAACUCACCUGUCUGCACCUCCUUCAAAAAGUCAAUUUUUCCAACUUGUCGGCUGGUUGCACUCAUAUCAUGGCAUCAAGAAGUUCGGAACCAAGAGGCCUGAACUGCCUCCCUGUUGAGAUUUGGCUCAUGAUUUAUCGUUCUAUAUGGAAACCAGCAUCGGUCGGCUUCGACCCACACGGGUCGAGAAGGGCAACCGAUCGCAGGUACGGAGGAGAAUCACCCGUUACCCUCAGCAUCAACAUUGAAGCACGGAAGGAGACUUUGAGAUAUUAUCAGGCAUUCUCGUACCUAUACAGUGGCGAUCUUGGCUUCCCAAGACUUUUUCAAGGCUGGAUCAACCCAUACAUUGACACUCUGCAUAUCACCAGGAUUGCAGUCACGUUCAUGAAGUCAUUGCAGUUCCAUACUCUCCGGGAACCCCUCCUUUUGGUCAUCGUUGAACCUCCAGACUAUCCUACCACAGGCAUGUAUCUGUCCACUUUCGAGGGCCUUCGUUCAAGAUGUUACCCCGAGCUCUCCUCACUUGUCAAGGUGAUGGACUUCCUGACUACACAGGGACGGUACCGUGUCUGCAGGACGACCAUCGAACAGACACUUGCCCUUAUCAAGUGGGAAAACGCCGGGUUUCAAGCAGCCAUCGGGGGCCACCGUGAAGAAACCCGGACAUCCCGCCUGCACCCUGACGAUGUCGACAUCAACGGCAUCUGUCGGACUUGGGAAUGGCAGUAUGACCCCUCGUCCAGCCAUCUGAUUACAAGCCCACGGUCAUCCACUAUAUCUCCAGAAGAUGCAGCCUACCUACCAAAUCCCAACCUCCAAUCGAACCUGCGUCUUCCCGCGGCGGUAUCCCACUUUUUUGACGGCCAUGCCUCAGACCAUUUCAGACAACACUGUGUAGUGGUUUUUGACAAUGACCCUCCCACAUCGAUUCAACACAACAAAGAAGAACGGUGGGCAUUUAUCAAGGUUAUUCCUUGGUUGAAGGAAUUUUCGCAUGAGGAAGUGGUCAAUUUGGCGUUUGAUAACAUGUUCCAUUUCAGACCCGUGGAUGGAAGCCCACCGCCGGGUCAGAGUGGCUCAUUCGAGGAGGCCAUAGACAUGUUUCAGCCCCCUCCCUCAAGGUUUGGGCCAGUUAGACGUGGACAGUUCCCCGCUAGCGGUAAGGUGGUACAUGGGGUUUGCGCACCUGACUUUUGCUUUCCACCUGGGGAAGCCGGACGGGAACUGGAAGAUGAUGAGGGGAUGGAAGACUGUCACUUUGAGAAGAACAUGAGUUACUUUCAGGGCCGGGACGGGUUCGUACACACGGUAGAGGGGAUGUGGCAUGAGGUUUUGAAGGAGGACGAAGAGUAG